Molecule: messenger RNA, 5182 nt
Organism: Nymphalis io (European peacock)
Lineage: Eukaryota; Metazoa; Arthropoda; Insecta; Lepidoptera; Nymphalidae
Product: 5'-3' exonuclease PLD3-like
Exons: 11
Coding region: 1-1731 (576 amino acids)
Molecular function (GO): catalytic activity
Source: RefSeq, a predicted model, not a curated record
AUGCCUUCAUGGUGGGACUAUUUGCAAUUUAACCGACAGUAUCAUAAUAAGCGAAACUUAGAAGAAGGUUUAUUUCAAAUAGCCUCACAGACUUGCAAUAUAUUAGUAAAGGUCAAUAACACGAAUAAUAUUAAUUUGACAAGAAACAAUAGAAGUGACGAGUACGGAUGCGCCGGACCCCCUAAAGGAAAAAGUUCGAUGCAGAUCUGCGUACCCAAAUUUAGAAAAAAUUCUAUCACGGCGGGCUGCAAUCCUGGACUAUCUACUGUGCUAGAAUCAGGGAGUGUGGGGAACGCGUCGUCAUCUGAUGAGGAGUUGGAGCAGUGGGAGCAGAUAUUCAUGAUGAGAGAUGAAAAUGGAAAUAGUUACAAUGAUAAAAGAAAGAAGCGAAGUAUAUGGUGCAGACCGUCAUGCAUCCCAGUGUCGAUAGUCAUAGUUUUAAUAGUGCUAGUUGUACUGGUCCCACUGCUUGAUCAGCCAAACAUUGCACAUGUAUUGCCGACCAUUGCUCAUGUUGAUUUGCAUUGCUCAGAUGAAUGUAGGUUAUCUUUAGUGGAGAGUAUACCAGAAGGUCACAUGUAUCCUCCAAACGCAACUCAUAUGCCAACUAAAAACGCUUGGUUAGAUUUGAUAGAUGAAGCUCAAAAAUCAAUAGAAAUUGCCUCUUUCUAUUGGACCCUUAGGUUUAAUGAAGAGUAUCCCUAUAAUUCUUCUAUAGAGGGUGAACAAGUUUUCCAAGCAUUACUUGCGGCUGGUACGAAGAGAAAUAUAGAUUUAAAAAUUGCUCAAAACUGGCCCACAAAGGCAAAUCCUAAUAUAGAUACUGAAUACUUAGUUAAGAAAAAGGCAGCACAGGUGAGGAGCCUGAACUUCUCUAAGCUGCUGGGCGGUGGGGUGCUGCACACCAAGUUUUGGAUCGUGGACCGACAGCACUUCUACAUCGGCAGCGCCAACAUGGACUGGAGGUCGCUCACACAGGUGAAGGAGUUAGGCAUUUUAGCAUACAACUGCUCCUGUCUGGCGACCGACUUGGGGAAGAUAUUUGAUGUGUAUUGGAGCCUGGGCGCGGCGGACGCAGUCGUACCGGACAGCUGGCCAUCCGAGCUCAGCACAGACAUCAACAUGCAGCACCAAAUCAACAUAUCUGAUGGGAACAGUACUUUUGGAGCGUACAUAACUAGUUCACCGCCGCCCUUAAGUCCCACCGGUCGAACCAACGACGACGAUGCAAUCGUUGACAUCAUUCACUCAGCCGAGGAGUUCAUCUACAUCGCCGUAAUGGACUACGGACCGGCACUGGAGUAUGCGCCCAAACUUAAAUUUUGGCCCAAAAUCGACGACGCGAUACGUCGCGCGGCGCUGGAGGCGCGCGUGCGCGUGCGCAUGCUGAUCAGUUGGUGGCGACACUCGCAGCCCGCGGAGGACCACUUCCUCGCCUCGCUGGCCGCGCUCGCCAACGCCUACCCGCGCGUCGACAUUCAGGUGCGCCGUUUCAUCGUGCCGUCGACGCCGGCGCAGGACAAGAUCCCGAUGGCGCGCGUCAACCACAACAAGUACAUGGUGACGGAGCGCACCGCGUAUGUGGGCACGUCCAACUGGUACGGCGACUACUUCGUGGACACGACGGGCGCGGCGCUGGUGUGCGGGCGCAGCGCGCUGCACGACCGCCUGCGCGCCGUGUUCGAGCGCGACUGGGCCUCGCCCUAUGCCGUGCCGCUGCGUGCCUUAUAGCGCGGUGUGCACGCACACAUACUUUUUAUAACUUUUUUUUUAUUUUGCAACAUUGACCUUGAUAUAUACAGCCAAAAUAUCUUAUAAAUAAUGUAUCUAAUUCAUAAAUGGCGGUUCAGUUCUAUCUUUAAAAUAAAGUAAUUUUAAAUUGCAUAAAAUUGAUCUUAAACGACAACGACCAUUUAAUAAACAAACAUUUAUUACAUAAUUGUGUAGAUUGUACGGUUAUUGUAUUAAUGCAUUUUUGCCUUGAUUUAGGUUAAAUAGAAUGAUUUUAUCAACCUAAUCGAUGUAGAUCAAUAAAAAUAUAUACGGAGCUGACAUGAUUACAGUGUAAAUACACCCUUAAAUAAUCAUAUUUUGUUUUGAGUCCGUAGAUAGUAAUAUAGAAUAAGUUUUACCAAAACGCAUUUUCCAUUUUUACAAAAUAAAAAAUAAAAUAUCUUUGAUGUUAUCGUUACAAGCGUGCCAAAGAUUUGUAUUCUACGAAUAAAUCUUACAAUCUGCCGAUUUUGUGUUCCAUAAUACUUAAACACUUAUAAUAAGUUAUAGCAAAUUACGUUAUGUAAAUUAUAUGACGCAAAACACUAAGCUAUGAUAUUAUAACUUAAAAAGUUUACAAUAAUAAUUACACUUGAUGCACAAAAAAGAGAACACAUCUUCCCUUAAUAAACGAAUGUAUAUUUUAUUUGAUUUAUUAUAGGAAGUAAAACGAGUAAACGGGUCAUAGACGCUGAACCAGCAAUAAGUAACAAGCAGAAAUUACAACUUCAAUAUACCGCUCACCAUGAGAAAUAAAUGUAAACUGGCUUGUUUGUUUAAAAAAUGUGGAACUACACAUAUAAUACUUCUUCCUGUAUGGAUGGAGUAGUCCCUGUUGUGGGCAUUUUAGUAUAAAUUAAUGAAAAUUUAUUAAAUUACCUACAUAUUAGAUGUGUUAAAAUCUCUCACAUUAAAUAAUUCUCGUACUUCGUAAAAUUAAAUUCAAGUUUUAAAUAUCUAGCGUGUCUUUCUAUUGUUUGUCGCGAAUUAUUCCGUAAAUUCCGUAACAGCCUGUGAAUGUUCCACUGCUGGGCUAAAGGCCUCCUCUCCUCUUUUUGAGGAGAAGGUUUGGAGCUUAUUCCACCACGCUGCUCCAAUGCGCGUUGGUGGAAUACACAUGUGGCAGAAUUUCAGUGAAAUUAGACACAUGCAGGCUUCCUCACGGUGUUUUCCUUCACCGUACAGCACGAGAUGAAUUAUAAUCACAAAUUAAGCACAUGAAAAUUCAGUGGUGCUUGCCCGGGUUUGAACCCACGAUCAUCGGUUAAGAUUCACGCGUUCUUACCACUGGGCCAUCUCGGCUUCUCGGCGAGUUAUUACUAGUAAAUAAUGUCAAUGAAUUAAUUCGAAUAAUAUCUAAUAUUUCUUAAUCUUAGAAUAUUAGUUGCGGAACUGAAAACCCAUCGUUAGUGUAUAAUGUUUUUUUUAAUGUGAAAUGGCUCUCAUUUGACUUUGACGGAACGCGCUCAGCCUUCUCCAAUGUCUUAAAAUCGCCUGACAGCGUGCCUUCUCAAAUCGUGUGAUCGGUUGAUCGUUGUUCGUGUGUAGAUUUUUAUAUUAUCUAGUGGUAUAUUUAAAUAUAAUAAUUGUCAUCGGUAAAACCAACGCCGGCCCUGAUGAGACCGAGGUAUUUCAGAGCCCUUUGAUCGACGCUUUCACUUUUAAAUUGUUAAAUAUAUACAUUACCUUAAAAUCAAAAAUGCUUAUGUACCCCUGGAAAUUGUUUCUGACAUUUUCGCUCCCCUUGCUACCUGGCCCCUACAUCGAUCGUUCCUCUCGCUCUAACUCCGGGCUGGAAUUGGGAAAAGCCUCCUUUCGCGUCGUUCACGUACUCAGACUGACCAUUAGUUUGACAAGCUUAUAAGCGUUUAAUAAAUUACUUUCUAUCUUCGUAUUUAAAUUCUCUGUUACCAUACCCCCCACUAAUAAUUGUAUACCUACACUUGCCUACGUCUUGGGGGAUGAUUUUUGUAAAAUCAUAACUAUUUUUCUAAGCUAACGUCUGUAUAAUUAUUCUAUUAUAUUAUCUUUAAACAGAAAUUAAUUUAUCUGUUUCGUUUUUUUUUUAUCUGUGGCGGCAAUGAUGUUGUAGUAUGUAUUAAUACAGACUAAAUUCAAUAAUAUUUUUUUAUUUAAAUUAAUUCAAUUUCUUUUCAUUUUUAUUUAAUUAAAUUUAAACUUAUAAAUUAUGGCAAAACUUUCUUAAAAUAGCAAUAGCUAUUGAUAAUUGUUAAAUUAUCGACCCUAUUUUCAUAUAUCAAAAUAGUAAUAUCGGUUUAGCUGUUAUUCUUAGAACAUAUCAUUAAUACCGAAUACUUAUAUAAUGUAAGUAAAAUGAUUGCAAUUAUUAUCAAACUACGGCAAUGGUAAGGAUAGCAGCCCAUUCGCAUCAGAUUAUUAUUAAGAUUCGUGAGUAGGUACUCAUGCACGCGCAAUAGUGUCUGUCAGAAGUUAAUUGUAUUUGUAAAUACUGUGGAAAUUUAUUUUGUUGUUUUUCUAAUCGACAUUAACUCGACUUCAUGAUACCUUCUAUUAUACUGAUUUAGGUUACUGUUAUACGACUUCGCGUAACGCGUAACCUAUUAAUUGACCAUUGGCGCUGCAUUAUAAGAACUAAUCAGAUUACUAUAAGCAGUUACUGUAACAAUCAUAUUUUAUUCUCUGUUAUAUUUGUCUUAAUGCUGACAAAUAUUUGUUGUACUAUAUUGUUAUUAAAUUAUACUUAUAUUAACGCGAUUACAAUUACGUAAUAGAUUAACAUUUCCACUGUUUUGUAAAUGUCUUCGAGAGCGUUACUUAAGGUCGGUCAAUUUAAAUUGUGCGUAUUGGUACUUAACCGCUACAGGAAUUGUUCAAAUUUCGAAGCGUCAGCUAUAUAAAUGUAGCCCAUCUGGUAAAAUAUAAAAUAAAUUAAACAAAUUAUGUAUUAUCAUAAUUAUAUUUCUUUCAUCAAUGAAAUGGUUUAUCGUAUUUGCGGCGGAUAGGAUUUGUUCAAUUUAUAUUAUUAAUCUGUAUGUAAUAUAAGUGAUAAUAAAACUCUGUUGUUGUAAAAAAACCAUUAAAUAAAUAUUCACAUUUAAAACACACAGUAAGUAUAAAACAUUUUCAUGUGCAUCUUCAUAUAAAUUACGUUUUUUUUAAAUUCUAUUUUUGUUGAAAAAAAUGUUGCUAUAAAAUUAUAAGCUGAAAUUGAAUGUUUCCGACCAGUUCAUACAAAUGUACUUAAAAUAAUAAUAAAUUGUAACUCAUGUUUUUUUUAUGUAUCGUAUGUUUUUUCUUCGAAAGGCGUAGAAUAUCUAAUUAAUUUUUUGAAUAUCUGUUUCUUAGAAUAAGGGUUCGAAAGCAAUAGCGUUUUGUAUUGAGAGACAAUAUGCGUGAUACUUAUUCUAAAGUUGUAAAUAAAUUACUU